AUAGUUUUAAAAUUUUACACUGCAGUUCUAGUUUGAGAAAUUAUAAAACUACAUAUACAAUUUGAUUUGAAAAAAAAAAUUACAACAAACACCACCUACACUGCGAAUACCUCUAAUUUUAUUAGAAUUGAGGGAAGAAAUCAUCUUCUUGGUGUGGUUCUAUUAAGGAAGGGAAAUUCUUCUGGUUCUGGUUACAGAAACCCCAGCUAGUUUUGUUUCCGCUUUCAACUCAUUAUUCAUCAAAUCUAGUAUACUCGGUUGUGUUUUGGGUUAUCAAUGGGAAGCUCCAACAACACUGGGCUUACUGAUUCUUCCGAUACCCAAAAGCUGAAACAGGAAGACGCCGAUUCAUCCCCCUAUUCUGUAGGGGAAAUGGUCCUCGUCUCUUGUGGUCACUACUAUUACGCAGCCAAGGUCUUAAAAAUUGUGGGUUACCUCAACAAUUGGGACUUUUAUGUUCAUUACCAUGGUUGGAGCAAAAAAUGGGAUGAGUGGGUAACUACAGAUCGUUUGAUGACAUACACUGAGGAGAAUGUGCAGAAGCACCUUGCCAUAAAUAAGAAACAAGGAAUACACAAGAGUACAGAGUUAGCACGCUCAUCAAAUUUUAAGGAAAAAAGUACCAAUGUGCUUGCUAGUGGCAAGAAAAGAAAAAGUGAUGACCGUCGCUUCAUGGAAAACAUUAACAUAACAAUGGAAAUGUGUGCAAAAAUUCAAAUACCAUUGGGACUGAGGAAGCAUCUGGUUGAUGAUUGUGAAUUUAUUACUUGUAUGGGAAAGCUUCCUAGACUUCCUCGGCAUCCAAAUGUUAGUGAAAUAUUUCAGUGGUAUAUACAGCAUAGAACAGAACAGAAAGAACCAUCAGCCGAUUCAGUUCACGAAAUUAUGAAAGGAUUGCAAUGUUACUUUGAUAAAGCAUUGCCAUUGAGGCUUCUAUACAGCGAAGAGCGGCAACAAUAUGAGAGAGCAAUGGCAGCAUAUGACCUCACUCCGUCACAUGUAUAUGGAGCUGAACAUUUAUUACGUCUUUUUGUAUUGAUGCCCGAGCUACUGUAUCAUGCUAAUAUGGAAGAGGAGGCAUUGGUGGAGUUGAUUGAAAAUUUUAAUGAUUUUCUCAAAUACCUACGGAUGAAUCAAGGAGCGUGUUUCCGCAGUGAUUGUUACAUUGCUGAUGCCGCGGAUGAUACUGACUCCAGUACCGACAAGCCAGAGGACAUAGUCUAAAUCUGUGCUUCUACUGCAACUCAUUGAAAAGACAUUGUUAUGAUGUGUUGUUUUGAAAACCAAAACGUGGUUUAGUUUUUAACUAUCUAGAUUACUAUGUACUAAUGUUAGAAAGAACAGAACCAGACUUGUUUAGUUUUCGGUUUGUGUCACUGUGACUUUUUGUUAGAAAUUCUACGGUUCCCCCAAAUGAUGAUAAUUAUGGUGAUGAAUGAACUAUGAUUCUCUUGUAAAGUUAUAAUCUAUAGCGGCAAACUUAUCAUCGUUA
Molecule: messenger RNA, 1492 nt
Organism: Cannabis sativa
Lineage: Eukaryota; Viridiplantae; Streptophyta; Magnoliopsida; Rosales; Cannabaceae
Product: protein MRG1
Exons: 10
Coding region: 277-1224 (315 amino acids)
Biological process (GO): regulation of DNA-templated transcription; chromatin organization
Cellular component (GO): histone acetyltransferase complex; nucleus
Source: RefSeq, a predicted model, not a curated record